AGCAACACGCUGGGUUUUUUGCUCUCUCUUCCCCGGAAAUCCUAUCCGUACAUACACCCGUCCCGACUUUCUUGGUGGGGGUGUUUCUAUGCUUUGAGAGAGAAUACCACCCUGCUGGAUAUUUUUUCUUACACGAGUUUCUGGGCUGUGAAGCAUUGAGUUGCUGUCACUGCUGUCAGCAAAGCAAUAUGGGAGGAUUCUACAUGCAGUAUCUCGAGAGCCUGUGUCGGCGUCGUGGGUGGCGAGACCCUUCGUACGAGUGUUACAGAGAUCCCAGUGGCUACACGUGCCUGGUCCUGGUAAAUGGGCGCGAGUACCAGACGGACCUGGCAUACGAAUCGGAUCACCUGGCUCAGGAGAAUGCCGCCAUGAGAGCCUUCAUGGUGUGUCGGAACUUUUCUGUCAACGGAGGCAUGCUCGCGCGUAACGGGAUCGUCCAGGGUCUUCCAGCCAAUGAGUCUACCAGACGUAAGAAGUCCCGCCACGCUUCUUCAAGCCACACCCACACCCAGAAGGAGAGCCGCCAUAGGUCAGGACACCACUCGAGCAGCAGCUCGACCGCAUCCUUCGAGUGAGGGAGGAAAUUGGCUGCCGCCCCGGCGGAUUUCAGCCAAACACGACCAUCGGCUAAUUUUAACCAAUGGAUUACAAGUAAGGACAGAGAGAGGCGUCAAAGAUCGAUAUAUAUACACGUGGUGAAGCUUCACAGCUUAUCCCCA
Daldinia vernicosa is the source of this 719-nucleotide messenger RNA. RefSeq lists its product as uncharacterized. Lineage: Eukaryota; Fungi; Ascomycota; Sordariomycetes; Xylariales; Hypoxylaceae. Bases 189 to 575 code for a protein of 128 amino acids. The transcript is spliced from 2 exons. The record is from RefSeq and is a predicted model, not a curated record.